UUUCCAAUGAAGUGGUCUCUCACUUUCCCAUCAACUUCAUCCAUCAUUCAAGUCACCACAACCCAUCUCAAAUACUUCUCACCGUUCUCACACCCCUUAUUACGUACCAAUCUCUACCUCCCCAAACCAAAAUGUCUCCUCCCACAGAAACCCGCCUGACCUUCCUCGAAAACCUCACCAUCGCCAUCAACACCGUGAAGAAAACCUACCCAGACGCCCAACUCUACGAAGUCGAAGCCCGCAAUCUCAAUCCAAGCGUCUACAUGCACAAGCCGACAGAGAUCACCUUCCUGAAAGCGGUCUUCCACGUGGGCCACAACGCCACGGCUAUCAUCUCCACGGGCAUGGUGUGGGGUGAAUGGAACGAGGUCGAGUACAUCCCGAAGCCGUGGCUGGAGGAUGUGGUGAUCCCGUGGCCCGUGGCGAUGGACGCGGAGCAGGCCGACGCCCUCCUCAAGAUUGCCGGGUAUACUGGCGGUUACAAGGUGAUCACCCUGCGGCAUCCGCUGCAUCCGGAUUUCGAUGAGCCGUACUAUAUUUUCAAUGUGGAGGGGGUGUUUGUGUUUGUGGGUGUGGAUGAUAAGAAGGUCUUUGUUGGCGAUUCGGGCGUGAUGGAGGGGAGGGGUGCGAUGUAGAGGAUUGGUUGGAGGUGGUUAUAGACAGUGGUUGAUGUAUUUGAGGACUUUGGUGCUGCUUGUAUGUUAGGUUAUGGUCCGCUGACCAUCGCCUCAUGCAGGCAUUCAUUGUUGAGCUGCUGUGGCUGUCAGACUUUUGGCAGUUGUCGGCGCGAUGUUCUCGGGGGAAGGAAA
Messenger RNA from Aspergillus saccharolyticus JOP 1030-1, 809 nucleotides. RefSeq lists its product as uncharacterized. Bases 132 to 635 code for a protein of 167 amino acids. The record is from RefSeq and is a predicted model, not a curated record. The transcript has a single exon. Lineage: Eukaryota; Fungi; Ascomycota; Eurotiomycetes; Eurotiales; Aspergillaceae.